Beauveria bassiana ARSEF 2860 is the source of this 972-nucleotide messenger RNA. Its product is annotated as tetratricopeptide-like protein. Gene Ontology annotation, molecular function: protein binding. The coding region runs from base 1 to 972 and encodes 323 amino acids. NCBI's taxonomy places the organism in Eukaryota, Fungi, Ascomycota, Sordariomycetes, Hypocreales, Cordycipitaceae. Gene Ontology annotation, cellular component: EMC complex. The transcript has 4 exons. Gene Ontology annotation, biological process: protein folding in endoplasmic reticulum. The record is from RefSeq and is a predicted model, not a curated record.
AUGACGCCGUCCCUGCUCCGGCCGCAGGUCCACCUGUCCAAUGCGGAGGCACUGAAGCUGGCGCAGCUGGCACCCGAGGUGCUGAAGAGCAACCCAAAGGUGUUUUCCACGUCGCCGCUGGCCGCCAUGUUCUCUGCAUCGGAGACCGGUGACGUGUGGACUAUUUACGAGAAUCUCCUUUUGGCUUGCCUGCGAACCGGCGACGACAAGUCGGCCUCGGACUGCCUAGAGCGAAUCGUCAUUCGAUUUGGACCCAAGGAUGAGCGUGUGAUGGCGCUGGAGGGCCUUACCAAAGAGGCCAAGGCUACGAAUAAUAAUGACCUUGAUAAGAUAUUGAAAGAAUACGACGCUAUUCUGAAGGAGAAUGAUGCCAAUGUUCCAAUUGCCAAGCGCAAAGUCGCACUUCUUCGAUCAAUGGGCAAGAUUCAGGAAUCAAUCGCCGCUUUAAAUACCCUUCUUGAAUUCAACACUACUGACAGCGAGGCUUGGGCUGAGCUGGCCGACAUGUACCUGGAGGAGGGUUUAUACGCCCAGGCCAUCUAUGCGUUGGAGGAAGUUUUGAUUCUUCAGCCGAAUUCAUGGAAUACUCAUGCGCGACUCGGGGAAGUCUCCCUCAUGGCUGCGUCAGCGUUGACGGAAGGAUCCGGACAGCAAUACGCCAUCGAAGCAUUAAAACGAUUCUCUCGCAGUAUUGAGCUUUGUGAUGACUACUUGCGUGGAUACUACGGCCUGAAGCUGUCUUCUGACAAGCUGUUGGAUGGUUUCAGCAAAGGAAAAAAGCAACAAGAAGAUGGGUUCCCUAUGCCCGAUACCAAGACUAUACAGAAACUCAACCAACUCGCGACGACAAAGCUGGCAGAGAUUGUGCGACGGCACGGUGCCCAAGAAAAGCUGUGGCAAGGGUAUGACGCGGCCGAGGUUGCUGCGGCGCGAGAGCUCCUUUCCAAGUCUUCAGCCCAAGUGGUCAGGUAG